This is a messenger RNA of Pelobates fuscus (common spadefoot toad), 1173 nucleotides long. It is a transcript of the gene CDO1, whose product is annotated as cysteine dioxygenase type 1. Gene Ontology annotation, biological process: L-cysteine catabolic process. The transcript is spliced from 5 exons. Lineage: Eukaryota; Metazoa; Chordata; Amphibia; Anura; Pelobatidae. Gene Ontology annotation, molecular function: cysteine dioxygenase activity; ferrous iron binding. The record is from RefSeq and is a predicted model, not a curated record. The coding region runs from base 202 to 804 and encodes 200 amino acids.
UGUAGAUCAUCUCUGCAAGUAAGGAAUACAGGCUAACACUGGUGUUAUCCCUGCUGCCACCCCUAGAAAACUUGGUACAUCCCUUUUCCAAGUCUGAGAACAUAAAUAGUGAAGAAACAGGACAAGGGAGCAUAUUUCAGUGUGACUGAACUGCUGAUAUCCAGAGGAACGUGUUAACACCCCUCAGAGCUACAUUGUAUCAUGGAUCACACAGAGGUAUUGAAGCCACAGACUUUAGAUGAUCUCAUCCAGAUUCUCCACCAGAUCUUUGCCAGUGACAAAGUUAACAUAGAAGAAGUUCAGAAUAUAGUGGAGUCCUAUGAAAGCAAUCCAUUGGACUGGGCGAAAUAUGCCAAGUUUGAUCAAUACAGGUACACGAGGAACCUUGUGGAUGAAGGAAAUGGGAAAUUUAACUUGAUGAUCCUGUGCUGGGGUGAAGGACACGGCAGCAGUAUACAUGACCACACCGACUCACACUGCUUCUUGAAGAUACUGCAAGGGAACCUUAAAGAGACGUUGUAUGACUGGCCAAAGAAAAAGAAUGGCGCGAUGGUUCAAAAAUCAGAAGGUGUUCUGAAGCUGAACACGUGCGCCUAUAUCAAUGACUCCAUUGGUCUUCACCGUGUUGAAAACCCGAGCCAUACAGAGACCGCUGUGAGCCUACAUUUGUACAGCCCUCCUUUUGACCAGUGCCAUACUUUUGAUCAAAGAACAGGGCACAAAAAUGUUGUUAAAAUGACUUUUUGGAGUAAGCAUGGAGAAAGGACUCCUUUUGCCAUUGCACAAUCGCAGGAAAAUAACUAGUCACCUAGAUCCAGUUAGUCGGGAGAAAUAAACUCUGGAGCCUUGAAAUUGUUUGGCCAACCUUCGUAGCCUCUCUUGUACUUCCUUUGACCAAACUGCACAUAUACCUCCUUUAGGAUUCACAAGAAGGCGGUUUUGAAGCAAUGAAUUGCAUCUACAACUGGAUAAAAAAAAGUGGAUCAUAUUUUACAGUUUAAUGCUACGUGUUUUUUUUUCCUGUUUUGUUAAUGUUUUUAUUCCCACCAAUUUACAAAAAGUUUAACUUCAUACUGUUCAUGUCCCUGAUUAAAACAGAAACCAGUACUCUUAAUGUUUAAUGCCCAGAUUUGUAUGUAUAGAAUUUUUUAUUGAUCUUGUAACAAAUGUACA